AUGCGCUCACAGAGUACCAACUGUGGGUACCGUGUGGCCACCAUGCCGCUCAAGCUGUAUCAUCCAGGUCGUGAGUAUAGCAAUAUGUGGACCGGAGAAGAGAUUUCAUCAGCCACUAUUGAGCAGUUCAGUGCUACUGCGCCUCAAGAAGGGCGCCACUUCUCUCGCGAUCAAGAUGCGAAUACAUUCAAAGUUUGGCGAUGA
Messenger RNA from Phytophthora nicotianae INRA-310, 204 nucleotides. RefSeq lists its product as hypothetical. NCBI's taxonomy places the organism in Eukaryota, Oomycota, Peronosporomycetes, Peronosporales, Peronosporaceae. The transcript has 2 exons. The record is from RefSeq and is a predicted model, not a curated record. The coding region runs from base 1 to 204 and encodes 67 amino acids.